AAUGCUGUGAUCUGCGGCGGAGCCGGUGGGUGACUGAGACGUACAGGGAGGGCGAGUGGGGCCUAAGGGAGACUGACACCGGACACAGCGCGGUCAGGAGUAGGAGAGACACACACUCACGGAGAAUGGAGCACUUACUCUGCAGGACCUGAAGGGGAUGACUUACUCAUCGCAGAGGCUGCCCUCACUGCGGAGGCUGACGGGGUGCACUUACUGCACAGUCUGGGGGAAGGGUGCACUCACUGCAGUGCAGACAUUAGGGUGCAGACACCACAGAUCCUGAGUGUGAGUGCACACUCACUGCUGUAUACUGACACUUACUUAGAGCCACAGACUGACUCAGUGUGGGAUUGUUAACCCAUUGUAGGUUGAGGGGUGUCCUUGCAGGAGGUGGGUUUCUCAGGCAGCUGCAACCGCCAUUGCAGUGAGCUGAGUGUUCUCUCUGGCCCUCACUCUCUGAGUGAAGUUGGUACCACAGCUGCACAGGGAUGAGAUGAGCAGGACCAUGUCCCAUAUGCACAGAUAUCUGGGCUGGAGUAGGUCUAGUGUGAGUGCUGGCAGGACAGUUAUGUGCUGAUUCACCUUCACUCUUUGAGUGGCAUCUGCUCAUCUGGGAAGACAGCAUUCAGAGACAGGAUAGAAUACACAACAAAAGCCCUCCAUCACUUCCACAGCAGCCUCCUCCCUCAGGGAGGUGAAGGUUUCAGCCAUGGAGAGGAGGGAGGAGCAGCAGAGCCUGGAAUUCACAAUGGACAAUGUGGAAAAGGCUCUUCAUCAGUUGUACUAUGAUCCGAAUAUUGAGAACAAGAACUUGGCACAGAAGUGGUUAAUGCAGGCGCAGGUGUCUCCCCAGGCUUGGCAGUUUAGCUGGCAGCUCCUAAACAGCGGAAAAGUACCUGAAAUCCAGUACUUUGGGGCCAGCGCUCUUCACAUCAAGAUCUCGCGCUACUGGGGAGACAUUCCCACCGAACAGUACGAAAGUCUCAAAACUCAGCUGUUUUCUCAGAUCUCUGCCUUCGCCGGCGGCUCGAAGAUCGUACUCACCCGGCUGUGCGUGGCCCUGGCUUCCUUGGCGCUCAAUAUGAUGCCGGACACCUGGCCGCACGCGGUCCCUGACAUGGUUCAGGUGUUCCAGGCGGAGGACGGGCAGGCCGACUGCGGGGCCAGAUGCCUUGCCCUGUUGGAGCUGCUGACCGUAUUGCCCGAGGAAUUCCAGACCAGCCGGCUGCCUCCUUACCGCAAGGGGCAAGUGCGGGGCUGCCUGGCGCAGGAGUGUGCCUGCGUCUUUCCGCUGUUACGGCAGCUGCUGCAGCAGAGCGACUCCCCGGGAUUUGUCAAGCAGAAGGUGUUAAAAUGUUUCUCUAGCUGGGCGCAGCUGGGGAUCCCUCUGCCAGAAUGCGAGGGGCUGACUCUGGCUGCUUUCUCUGCCCUGCGGGAUCCCGAACUCUUUGAUUCAGCGGUGGAAGCCUUGGUGAACACAAUCUCCCAGCCCGAUGCACAGAGGUACGUGAACACGUUAUUAAAGCUGAUUCCUCAUGCGCUGAGCCUGCAGGACCAACUGCAUCAAGCCGUGCAGAAUGGAGACAUGGAAACGUCACACGGGAUAUGCCGGAUCAUUGUUGCCUUGGGGGAGAAUCAUUCUCGGGCCCUCUUGGAUCAAGUGGAUCACUGGCAGAGCUUUCUGGCUCUGGUUAACAUGGUUAUGUUUUGCACUGGGAUCCCGGGACAUUAUCCAGUGAAUGAGACCACCAGCUCGCUCACCUUGACGUUCUGGUAUACGUUGCAGGAUGAUAUCCUCUCAUUUGAAGCAGAGAAGCAGGCGGUGUACUUGCAGGUAUAUCGGCCGGUGUAUUUCCAGCUUGUUGACGUACUUCUACAGAAAGCUCAGUUUCCAGCUGAUGAGGAGUAUGCUUCUUGGUCCUCGGAUGAAAAGGAGCAGUUUCGCAUUUACAGGGUGGAUAUAUCAGACACUUUGAUGUAUGUGUAUGAAAUGUUGGGUGCAGAGUUGCUCAGUAACUUGUAUGAUAAACUCGGACGGCUUCUCACCUCGUCGGAGCAGCCAGCAUCAUGGCAGCACACAGAAGCUUUACUGUACGGCUUCCAGUCCAUCGCGGAGACUAUAGAUGUUAAUUAUUCAGAUGUGGUACCCGGGCUCAUUGGUCUUAUCCCUCGAAUCAACAUCAACAACGUGCAACUUGCAGACACGGUCAUGUUCACUAUUGGUGCCCUCGCGGAGUGGUUGGCCGAUCACCCGGUGAUGAUCAGCAAAGUCUUGCCUUUAGUCCUCCAUGCUUUGGGAAACCCAGAACUCUCUGUUUCCAGUGUGUCUACCCUGAAAAAGAUUUGUCGAGAAUGCAAAUAUGAUCUAACCCAGUACGCUGCCAACAUCGUGGCGGUCUCUCAGGAUGUAUUAUUGAAGCAAAUCCACAAGACCAGUCAGUGUAUGUGGCUGAUGCAAGCCCUGGGAUUCCUGCUUUCCGCCCUGCAAGUAGAGGAGAUCCUUAGUAACUUGCAUUCAUUGAUCACCCCGUACAUACAACAGCUGGAGAAGCUGGCCGAUGAAACUCCGAAUCCAUCCAACAAACUGGCCAUUAUCCACAUCCUUGGGCUUCUCUCCAACCUUUUCACUACACUGGAUAUAAGUCACCAUGAUGAUGAUCAUGAGGCCACAGAGGUGAAGAAACUGCCAGUCGUGCAGGGACCAAACCCAGUUGUGGUCGUACUGCAACACGUUUUCCAGCUCAUCAGAAAGGUUUUAAGUACCUGGCUGAAUGAUGCACAGGUUGUGGAGGCAGUGUGCGCCAUCUUUGAGAAGUCGGUGAAGACUCUGUUGGAUGACUUUGCUCCCAUGGUCCCCCAGCUGUGUGAAAUGUUGGGGCAGAUGUACAGCACGAUACCGCAAGCUUCGGCCAUCGAUCUCACGCGCCAGAUGGUUCAUAUUUUCACCAACGAGCCGGCUCACUUCCCUCCAAUCAAGUCCCUCUUCCUGCUGGUCACGUCGCUGACCCUCAACCUGUUCCAGCAAGGACCCAGGGACCAUCCUGAUAUUGUUGAUUCAUUUAUGCAACUCCUGGCACAGGCCCUGAAACGCAAGCCCUGUCUCUUCUUAUCCAACGAGCUGGAUGUCAAGGCUGUCUUUCACUGCGCCGUCAUCUCUCUGAAGUUUCCGGAAGCACCCACUGUUAAAUCCAGCUGCAACUUCUUUACUGAAUUUUUGCCGCGGUGCAGUGAACUCGCUCCUGUGGGACAAGUGAUCCACAACGAUGGGAAGAUUCUGCUUCAAGCCACACUAGAGGGGAUCGGCGGACAGGCGUCGCGCAACGUCAUGGACCACUUUGCGGAUAUCAUUUUCUGCAUCAACAAGAACUGUUUUUCGUAUCUCGUGGUGUGGAUGAAAGAAGUGAUGCAGCAGGACGGCUUCCCCUCGCCUCGGCUCACACGGGAGCAGAAGGACAACUUCAGCCAGCAGAUCCUGAGGGAGCGUGUGAAUAAGCGACGGAUCAGAGACAUUGUGAAGGAGUUUACCCUGCUGUGCCGUGGGCUGCAUGGAACAGAGUACACUGCCGACUAUUGAUCAUCUCCAAUGGCGGAAGUCCCCCCCCCCCAAAACUGGCAAACACAUCUGCGAUGGCUGCUCUGUCACCAAGUGAUCAAGCACAGUGUGUUUUUCUUGUUUGCAAUAGCUACCAACACCCUUGUUCUAUUUAACCCCUUGUGCUGCUGGUAUGCCUGUAGCUGUUGGAAACCCAGGAACAGUUUAAGAUCCAAGCAAAAGACCACUCAGUUCAGGUGAUCGGGCCGAGUGCCCAAGCCCACCUCCUACGGACACCAUAAAUGAGUGAAACCAAUAGGGGUUGCCGUGGGAUGAUAUGGGGUUAAUGGAACGCUCCCUAUUGGACAUGUACAAAGCCCCAGUCCAUGAUGGCGCCAUUUAAGCUCCUGUGUGUCUGCUGCUUCCCUUCAGAUUAUAUUAUUAUCAAAGAGCAUGAAUGCAGGUUUUAAUCGGUCUCGUCCAUUUCCGCUGGAUGAAUUAGGACUUUAUAGACUUGGGGUCCUACAAGAUUGGUAUAUAUAUAUAUAUAUAAAUACGUUUGUGAUGUUUGAACCCGGGGAUGUCUGCUUGGAAAUGUCAGUAAAGAAUAUAUUUAAAGUACUUAUUGACUGCUGAAGCAUGCCAACCUACCACUAUUAAAGCAGCCAUUCCUUUCUCCUUGCACAAAA
Messenger RNA from Spea bombifrons (plains spadefoot toad), 4221 nucleotides. RefSeq names its product importin 13 (gene IPO13). Gene Ontology annotation, biological process: protein import into nucleus. Gene Ontology annotation, cellular component: cytoplasm; nuclear membrane. The transcript is spliced from 20 exons. NCBI's taxonomy places the organism in Eukaryota, Metazoa, Chordata, Amphibia, Anura, Pelobatidae. Gene Ontology annotation, molecular function: small GTPase binding. Bases 710 to 3574 code for a protein of 954 amino acids. The record is from RefSeq and is a predicted model, not a curated record.